AUGACCAAAAUAACAGAUAAACUUGUAAAGUGCAAUCGACAGGGUUUCUGUCCCAUCGACGGACCAAGUGGCAUUUACAAAAUUAAAAUUCGCGGAAUGAAUACAUUCGAAGCGCCCUGCAACUCAACUGGUUGGUUAACUAUUCAAAAGCGUUUUGACGGCUCGGAGAAUUUCCAUCGACCCUGGAAGGACUACAAAGAUGGAUUCGGAAAUAUAAGUGGAGAAUUUUUCAUCGGACUCGAGAGAUUGCACGUUAUGACUGAAGCCCGACCACACGAACUCUACAUUAAACUUGGCAAGGUAAAUGGAUCCACAGGCUACGCUCAUUAUGAUGACUUUAAAAUCGGAAGUGAAGAUGAAUUGUACGAACUUAAAUCGCUGGGGAUCUAUAAUGGUACAGUCGGCGACUCUCUCAAAAUUCAUAAGAACAUGAAGUUCACCACACUUGACAAGGAUAACGAUGAAAAUAAACGGAAUUGCGCUGCCGAUGAAUAUGGUGGUUGGUGGUACCAUGUCUGUUAUCAGAGCAAGCUAAAUGGAAAGUUCUACAAAGAGGGUCACGCUCCAGAUAAAAAGGAAGGUGGUAUUUCUUGGGGUUCCUGGCAUAACUACGAUUGGAACUACUCACUCACCUUUGUUGAAAUGAUGAUAAGGCCAAAAACGUUAUAA
This is a messenger RNA of Drosophila takahashii, 669 nucleotides long. The record is from RefSeq and is a predicted model, not a curated record. Lineage: Eukaryota; Metazoa; Arthropoda; Insecta; Diptera; Drosophilidae.